CGGGAGAGCCCCUCCUCAGCCGUCCCUCCCCUCCCGGCGUGAAGUGCAGGGACCCCAGGAUGCCCAGCCAGCCGGGGAAGUGCAAGUCGGCAGGUGGAUGUGGUUUCCGGGAAGAGAACCCUGCCUCUCCCUCUCUUCAGCGGCUGUCUGUCUGUCUGUUUAAAGUAGUAUAAUUAACGCAGCCCGGCGUGCCUCACACUGACACCUUCCCCCGUGGAAAACCGCUUCUAGCCGCCUGAAGCAGCCCGGGAGGCAAUCCCUCUCUUACCUCCUCCCUCUGAAAGCCGAGAGCAUAAAAGUUUUCCUGCCUAAGCCCUGCCACGAAGAACGGAACAUUUCCUGUCGAAACAGUUCCCCGGAGUUGUGAUAAUUCCUUCAUGAAGUCGUCUACGGAUGCUGCUCUUUACACUCUUUAAAGAAAUGUCACUUGCCUGCGUAAAGAGGAGCAACGGUGUUGUUGCGCUCUGCGGUCCUCAGUGAGAAACUUGAGUCCCGGGCGAUGAGAAUAGCUCAUGGGGAACUCAGGGACUGACGGGCUCUAGUGACUGCAGCCAGUGCUGUGUAACCCUCGAGAAAGUGAUGUGGGUCUCUCUCCAUCCUCUCAGGCGUGGGGGCGAAGGGGUGCAGCCUGGCAUUUGGAAGCUUAAGAACCAAGUCUGUUGCCUUCCAAUUUAUUUGUUUAUUUUUUAAAAAGUCUUCCAUCAUGGGUGUACUUUGCUUGAUUAUUUUAAAGUACACGUCCUAUUUUUGCCAAUCUGACAGCUGUUUCCAUAGAAACCAGAGAAGAAAUAGUCAUUUUCAGCAGAGUUGUUAAAACUGUCUUCCAGGCUUCGGCUGCGAGUGCCAGUGAGUGCUGUCCUUGCUCGUUCUGAGAUGGCACUUGAAGAAUUAAGGAUCUGAAAUGUUCUUAGAGGCUAACAAUCCAAAUAAUCAAGGAGAAGAAAGAUGAACUUAAUCUAUGGAUUGCAAUCUGCUACUAGAAACUGUGUUUUCUUCCGAUUUCAUUUGCUGGCCCACUGGAGAAAAUGUAACACACGAGCUGUAACCUCACCAGACUGUCAUCAAGUACAAAUUAAUCAUAUAGUUAAUACGUAUCAGGGUCUGGGAAUAAAUCAGUAUGAUAGGUUGACUUUUCUGCCUGAAAAUUUUUCUUUCUCUAAGACCUUCAGUAAUGAAAGACCAGGAUGCCUCUUGAGCACGAGAUGUAAGGAAAUUGGGAUGGUUACCCCAAAACGUACUGUGUGGAAUGACUCUUUAUCAAGACAACUACAGAUAAAAGAAGUUACAGGAAUUUCUGCUCUUUCACUAUUGCAUCCUCUAAACUGUCUUCAUGAAAGAGACAUCAGGAGUUUCCACACUUCUCCUCAGUGUCAAGCUGCUCCGGUUCCUCUCUUGUUGAUAAUUCUCAAGCCAGUGCAGAAACUAUUUGCAAUCAUUGUAGGCAGGGGCAUAAGGAAAUGGUGGCAGGCACUUCCUCCUAACAAGAAGGAACUAUUUAAAGAAAGUUUAAGAAAGAAUAAAUGGAAGUUACUCCUAUGUUUCAGUAGUUUUGGAUUGCUCUUUGUAGUGUUUUAUUUUACUCACCUGGAAGUGAGUCCUGUCACGGGAAGGAGGAAGCUACUAUUAUUGGGGAAAGAACAUUUCAGACUUUUAUCAGAACUGGAAUAUGAAACAUGGAUGGACGAAUUUAAAAAUGAUAUGCUCACUGAGAAGGAUGCCCGAUACCUAAUGGUUAAGGAGGUGGUUAAUCAUUUGAUUGAAUGCAAUAAAGAUAUUCCAGGGGUCUCUGAGAUCAAUUGGAUUAUUCAUGUGGUUGAUUCCCCAGAUGUAAAUGCCUUCGUGCUUCCAAAUGGACAAGUGUUUAUCUUCACCGGGCUUUUAAAUAGUGUGACUGAUAUCCAUCAACUUUCCUUCCUUCUGGGCCAUGAAAUAGCACACGCAGUACUUGGGCAUGCUGCAGAAAAGGCUAGCUUGGUUCAUUUAUUGGAUUUCCUAGGUCUGAUUUUUCUCACAAUGAUUUGGGCCAUUUGCCCUCGAGAUAGUUUGGCACUUUUGGGCCAGUGGAUACAGUCUAAACUGCAGGAGUAUAUGUUUGAUAGACCGUACAGUAGGACAUUAGAGGCUGAAGCUGACAAAAUUGGACUACAGCUUGCUGCAAAGGCUUGUGUGGACGUCAGAGCCAGUUCGGUGUUUUGGCAGCAGAUGGAAUUUGCAGAUCGUCUCCAGGGCCAUCCCAGGUUGCCAGAAUGGUUAUCCACACACCCUUCUCAUGGAAAUCGAGCUGAGCACUUGGAUAGACUCAUACCUCAGGCUCUUAAAAUUAGAGAGAUCUGUAAUUGCCCACCACUUUCUGGACCAGACCCUCGAUUACUCUUCAAACUCAGCAUGAAGCAUUUCUUGGAAGAAUCAGAGAAAGAAGACCUAAAAGUCACUGCCGAGAAACAGAAAAUGGAUACUCUCACCAUUCAACAACAGAAGCAAAUACCCUUAACGUAUAUAGUUGAGAAAAGAACUAGCAGUUGAAUUAAAAUUUAUGAGACACGAGAUAUAUGAAGAAUGCAGCGGUCCUUACCAUUUUUAUGUUAUUUUUUUAAAAAUGAUGUUUGAAAUUUAAAAAAUGUAUAUUCAGGGUCAGAUCAUGUAUAUUACAAGUAUUAUCUAAAUUCUUCUAGGUAUUUUCAUGAAAUAUUGAUGUAUUUUAAUCUAUUUUAAAAUAUCUUCAAUGAGGAAAGUGUCACAGAAUAAAUUUAUAUUACACAUUUUA
Molecule: messenger RNA, 2764 nt
Organism: Enhydra lutris kenyoni (northern sea otter)
Lineage: Eukaryota; Metazoa; Chordata; Mammalia; Carnivora; Mustelidae
Product: OMA1 zinc metallopeptidase
Exons: 9
Coding region: 946-2523 (525 amino acids)
Biological process (GO): protein quality control for misfolded or incompletely synthesized proteins; mitochondrial protein processing
Cellular component (GO): mitochondrial inner membrane
Molecular function (GO): metalloendopeptidase activity
Source: RefSeq, a predicted model, not a curated record